Vicia faba (fava bean) is the source of this 534-nucleotide messenger RNA. NCBI's taxonomy places the organism in Eukaryota, Viridiplantae, Streptophyta, Magnoliopsida, Fabales, Fabaceae. The record is from the annotation of a GenBank genome assembly.
AUGGCAUAUAUUUCCCGAGAUGUUGCUCCAUGGUGCAAGAAGCUUAUUGAAAAUGGAAAUGAUGAUGUUUGGUAUGGCUAUCCUCCUGUAGUUUGUGAUGAAGGAGACGAUGACGACGAUGACUCCGGACAACCAGAACGUCUGUGUCAUCAUGUUAACAACACCAUCACCGAAAAUAAUGUCGGCCUCGACAACGCAGGUACCGCCGGCCAUAACACAGUCCCUGGCGUCAACAUGCCUGGACCUUCUAACUAUAGAGACGAAGCCACAACUUCAUCUUCAUCCAUGCCGCCUCGACUUGAAGAAGGUCGACCACCUCCCCUGAACUAUCCACUCGUCCAAUUUCACGAGGUCCCCGUCCCCGCCGGGACAGACGCCACGACCAGGGAACUGUUCGCGGCAAUCAAUCAAACUAACUAUCUAAUCUCCUCCCAGGGGGAAAGACUGAGGGCGCUCGAGGACGAUCGAAGGCCUCCGAGAAGACACAGGAGACCUCAAUCUCCUCCCCCUCGACAAGCAGAUGAACAUCCCUAA